Messenger RNA from Hermetia illucens (black soldier fly), 3505 nucleotides. Its product is annotated as E3 ubiquitin-protein ligase znrf2. The record is from RefSeq and is a predicted model, not a curated record. The transcript is spliced from 4 exons. NCBI's taxonomy places the organism in Eukaryota, Metazoa, Arthropoda, Insecta, Diptera, Stratiomyidae. Bases 1466 to 2215 code for a protein of 249 amino acids.
AAAGAGCUGUCACCUCGGAUAUCGGGCCAUCGGCGCAUUCACGACUUGCGAGUUUGAACUUUCCUUCGUCACCAGCAAACCAAUAUUUUCCUACCACCCUCGCAAAAAUUCCAUGUUCUUACGCAUUGAUUGUUGCGGAAGCGUGUGCAUGUGUGCGUCUUAUCCGUGUUGUGUAAAUUAUACAUUUCUCGUCUUGUAGUCUCCCACCGGGUCGAAGGGAAGUUGCUCGAGUGUCUCAACCGAUUCGACGGGCAAACAUCGUUGCCCAGAGGAGCUCGGCGAAAAACAACGAUAAACAAAUUGCAGCCGCACCGUGGCCGUUUGGAAUUGUCAAAACAAACCGAAAAGAGUGUAAUUAGUGGCGGAGCGACAGCAAUAGCGCCGCCGGCAACAAAGGCGACGUCGCCGACCAGUGCAAAGUGAGACGAUGGAAGUGAUAAUUGUGAAUCGCAGUGGGGUUGUAUCGUGAGCAUUUCAGCGAAAUUAGAUAACAAAACAUCAUCCCUGGGCCGAGACAGGAGGGUUGGACAGUCGCCCGGGCGCAGAGGUUGCGGGAAAGUGUCGUUCGUCGGAGUGACAGUGACAACAACAGGACAGGGGACAGUGCGAAAGUCGCACUUCCGUGGGGUCGUAGGCCUGUCAGAGUGUCAGAAAAGUGUUUUGGGAAAACUCCGCUCGCCGAGACUCGGUUGUCCAAGAGUUUCUGGGCUCAGCUGCUUCCUCGGACCACCGCGUAGUGCACCCCGUGAGUCGUGAAAAUUGAUAAGUGGAACGUAUACGCAGCAGCCCCUCGUUAUCAGUGUGCCCUCCAAAUUGUUUGCGCCUACGAUAAAAUCCCCCAGUGCAAGCUGCUCUGGUUGCCGUUGAAUAAUAUGCCAGUCAUUGCUCGCUUGAACAACAAUAAUUGGCAAUUUGUGGAGCGAUACGCAGAUCAGUGUCGUUGCGUCAGAGUCGUUUCGGGCUGAGUGUCGCAAUUUGUAUUGGAGGCAUUGCGACGGUACUCGGUACCGCGCGGUGCAAGUAUGUCGUGGAUGCCCUUUAUUGGGGUCGUCGCGGGUGCUCCCUUGCCGUUUCGCGGCAGCCGUUUAUUGUGAUUUAACGAGACUUUGCUUCGUCGUUUUGGGCCUUUUAUUUCACCCCGUAAUCCGUCAUACAGGAGCAAUCAGAGGAGAAAGAGAUCCGAGUGUCGUUUAUUGUGUUUUCAUUGGAAGUCUGGAGCCUGCUCAGAACCGAGACAGCUGGGACGAUCUAAGGCAGCUCUCAAACCUGCACUCAUUCUCCCGAGCAGGCCAGCGCGCAUAGUAUCCGACCAUUUGCAGAGAGAGCGCAAUCGAUUUUUAGCAAUAACUUCUACAGCUGUUCUUCCGUGUUUGUUUCCAUUGACGAGGUGUCUUUGGAAGUUGUUUUUUAUUGAACAUUUCAUCGCGAAGCGUCCCGAGGACCGUAGAGGCGGCAGAAGCGCAGAAUGGGUGCGAAAGCCAGUACAGCAAACAGCGGACACCAGAGUCCCCGAACACGAACCUUCUCCACCAGUUCGAGUACGGACGUUGUGUCGGCCGGUACGGCCCCCGGCUUCAAUUUGUUGCGUGCUCUGCCCGGCGUGCACGUCCAACAGAACGACAGACAGCGCGCUCGAAGCCUAUCCUCUGUUCCUGACUUGCAGGCGGCCAAUAACAAUAAUAACAGCCAUCAUCAUUCACAUCACGGAAAUCAUGCAAGCGAAGGGAUACCGAUGCAACAAAGUUCCGCUGCGGUGGCCGGCCAAAUGUACGGGGAACAUUCGAUUAUGAUGGGGGCUGAGGACGGAAUCCUAGCUGGUGACGAGAGUAGUCAGGCUGUGGGAAAUGCCGCUGCGGCGGCAGCAGCUGCCAAUGCUGCGGCUGCAGCUGGUGCUCUUGCACUAGGACGAGUCUACACCGCCACAUCAUUGCCUUCUCAUAUAUGGUCUCUUAAUGGUAUAAAAUGUCCCGUAUGCAGUAAAUUCGUAUUACCAGACGACAUAGAAUGUCAUUUAGUUAUGUGCCUAACAAAACCUCGUCUAUCGUACAACGAGGAUGUUUUAACUGACGCCAAGGGUGAAUGUGUAAUAUGCUUAGAAGAAUUAAAUCCUGGUGAUGUUAUAGCUCGAUUGCCAUGCCUAUGUAUUUAUCAUAAAGGAUGUAUAGACAAAUGGUUCGAAGUGAAUCGUUGCUGUCCCGAACAUCCUGGUGACUAGUAGCUCCAUAUAUCGACUAGAACUAUAUAUAUAAAUAUUAAAAUUUAAAGAGAAAAUAACAAUAAAAAUUAUACUUGUUUAUAUAUAUUUAAAGAACGAGAAAUUACCUGCCCUUCUUUUCUAGAUCUUAGGGAGAACUGAGAGUAACACGAAAUUCGAUUGUUGUCAAUGAUUUACUUCAUUAGCAUUGGUUUUAGACGAAAGCGAGCAUCCCCUAUUAGUUUUAAUCGUGAUUCUGAUUACCAUUUUAUUUUUACUUAUCCAAUAUCGAUUUCUUUUUAACGUAAAAGAAGCAUGUUUACGUGAUCUAUUGAAACUUUUAGCCAUUUUAUAUUGAUAUUUGUUACUGGAUUUGUUGUCGCCAGGGAAAAGGGAUAGAUUUUGUUAAGAACCCACGAAAUGAAACAAAACGAAAUAUAAAUCAUUUAAGAUUAAAAAAGAAUGAAAUAAAUCAACAAAACAAAACCCCAUCGAGAUUAUUAAAGCAAAAUGCAAAUUGUAAAAAGUAUGAUGGCCAGAAUUAUUGAUGCAAAUUCGAUUGUUUUCUAUAAGUGAAUUCAAGGUGGAAAUUCAAAGCAUGAAUAAGAGCAAACCGGAAUAAAAUAAAGUAAAUUGAGGUUUAAAGCAAAACAACCAGAAGUAACCUAGACGUAGGCUAAUAUUAUAUUUAAACAAAUAAGUUUUUUGUAAAUGAAUUUUGAUAAUAAAUUAAAGAAAGCAAAUAAAAAUAAAAAAACAAAACAAUUGAGUCAGAUAAGUAACAAUAUAAAAACUAAACUUAAGUGAAAUUGAAUAUACAAUAACAACAAAAACAACUUACAGCUGAUAUACAUUUAACUUUAAACUCGAUUGACGCGUUCAAUUGAAACUUUGGUGAAAAAAAUAGGAAUAUUGUUCGAAAGAUGCAUUCGAUGCUUCGAUUUCUCAUUUGUUCUACUUUUCGAUGAAAAAAAAACCCAACAACUUACGAAGUAACUUUGUACAUUGGACUUGAAAAUAUAACGUCAAUAAGCAUACAAAAUAAACUUAUAUACACCAGGCGCUAACCCCUGCGCACAUGGAAGACAUUGUAGCCGGCCGAAUGCCUCUUUUGUGAUAUAUCAUUCAUCUCAAGUGAAAAUGAGAAGGAGAAGGAGAGCAAAAAAUAUGCGUCGCAAUGAUAAUUUUUGAAAUCGAUAGUGAUAUUAUAUUAUAUUGAUAGAUUAAAAGGAAACAAAGAAAAUACCAUUUGUUUUUUAGUUUGAGUAAGAAGAAGCAAGAAAAAAAAUAUAAACAUUUCUUUCAUUGAAA